Messenger RNA from Gloeophyllum trabeum ATCC 11539, 969 nucleotides. RefSeq lists its product as uncharacterized. The coding region runs from base 1 to 969 and encodes 322 amino acids. Lineage: Eukaryota; Fungi; Basidiomycota; Agaricomycetes; Gloeophyllales; Gloeophyllaceae. The record is from RefSeq and is a predicted model, not a curated record. The transcript has a single exon.
AUGGCAAACCCCGCUACUGGGAGCGCGAACCCGAGCGCGUCCCUGCCCGCUCUGUGGGGCUACAUGGUACCUGCACUCGAUCAUAUCAUCCGGUCUCCGACCAACGACCUUACGAAGGCACCGGCGAUUGACCCAGCCUAUCAUAUGGGCGUCCAUACCGCCGUGUACAACUACUUUACGAAUAAGUCCACGGAGGCGCAGUACAAUCCGCCUCCUGCUCGUGGAGAUAAGGGCAAGGGGACGUCGGCGGUCAGUGGAAUGGACCUUUACCACCAGCUCGACGAUUACUUUGGGGCGACCGCUCGCGAGGUCCUGCUGGGAACCCCGCACGACGACUCGACCUUGGUCCACUAUCUUAUCCCCUGCUUCAACCGCUACUCAGCUGGGGCUAAGUCGAUCAACCGACUACUUAACUAUGUCAACCGGCACUACGUGAAACGCGCAGUCGACGAAGACAGAGGCUGGUUGCGUUUGAAUGACGUGCUUGACGCCGUUGCUAAGACAAUCACUGAAGAUGACGACCGUGAGCAGAUCUCGCAGAGGCUGAAGGAGAGGAGAACAGAGGAGUUGAAGAAGUACGGCUACAAGGAUGGAGGGCCCGCGGAGCUUUAUAGUCAGGCGGAAGCGUACGCUGAAGCCGCAAGCCCUCCCGAUCGAGUCGUACCUCUGCUUUCUCUAGCGUACAGACGGUUCCGAAUCGAUGUUAUCGAGCCCCUUCUGGCUAUACCGAAGGUGAAAAAGAAGAGCGGCAAGAACAAAAGGCCUCCCCCAAGUAACGGGGAUAAGACUCCGGGUCCGAAAGGAAGGUUGGCUAGAUCUGUGAAGGAGUUGCUCGAGACAAAGGGAGGGGAUGAGGAUGAGAAGAGAAGGCUCGCUUCGGGGCUUCUCAUAUGCCUCAAGACAUGUGGGAUACGAGCGGACCAUCCCCUCAGGAAAAGGCUUGAGAAAUUCCUGGUAGCUGAAGUCUGA